AUGAGCACAAGUGCAGAAGACGAAACCCUUCCAGACAAAAGAGAGAAUAUCCUGGGAUCGCCUGAGAGCAUUCCGAUACUUUCAUCAUCGAAACCAUGGCGUAACUCUCAGUCUUUCGUCAUAGGCAAGGAAUUUCAAUCGGGCGCACCGCGGGUCCCAGAGGAGAAGGGGCAUGGGAUCAAUGAAAGUGAGGACGAAGUCAAUGAAAUUGCAGGCGAAACAUCAGAGUCAGAAAAUGGGGCAUCAAAAUUGGGGUCAUCUAGAGAACGUCCAAAAGGUGAUCUAGAUUCUUGGGUUCGACGCAAUGAAAGGCAUUACUUCUGGAAAGCGUCCCUAGAAUCCUAUCGGUCUCUGCUGGAUCAGAAGGAAAGAAGCUCGGAUGCAUGCAAGCCAAACACAGUUACUGAAGAUGACUCUACUGUAUCGACCAAGAUUGGCCUGGUCGAAUGGACCAGAGGAGAAGAAAGCAGGCUGUUUGCUGCUGUUUCCCGUAGGGGAAAAUCUCGAACUUACGAAAUUGCGCAGGAUCUUGGGUCUAAGUCGAAAUUAGAAGUUCUAGAGUAUAUUCAAUUAUUAGAGGACGCUGCAAAGGAUGAAAUUUUACAAAGAAUGCAGACUUCGGAGGAAAAGGAAGAGAAAAAGCAACAGCAACCCCCUCUCGCAAUGGCCAUACCAGCAGCUGUCGACGUUAACGAGGAACUCGAAAAGGCACUUGACAUUAUUGCCGAACAUAUUUCGAUUUUGGAACAGCGCAUGGAUGAUCUGGAAGGAAAGAAAAUUCAUGGUUCCGACUUUUGGACUAUUGACAGCAACGUUGCGGAGAAAAUUGAAGGAAUUUUAGAGUCAAGAUCCAAAACACCUUCGGAAUCACAAUCUAAGAUCUUCCAAAGCGCUGGCUUGUUGAGUAUUAGACAAUGGAUACGACUAUCCGAGAGGCUUUUUAUGAAUGCUGGGGAAUCACAGUUUGAGGACAACUGGAGGAAUGUUGCUUUUGAAGGCGAAAGUCCAUCACUCACAGCCGAUGCCUUCUGUGACUUUUAUACACUCACUCGUGAUAUCACCAAACGCCUAGUGGCGAAGUCUUUUUCCGUGGCACAUGAUCGAGUGGCCGGAUCUAAGAGAACCACAGCCCCUGUUGUGAGGAAAGAGGACGUUGUAGAAGCGGCCGAAAUUCUACACAUGAAGCGCAAUCCAUUUCACUUUUACAUCCAUCUUGCCCGCCGAUUACGGCUUGAUGUCGCGGACAUCGUAAAUAAAAAAGGGGCACAAGGACACAACGAGUACCUAUCAUAUCACGAAGUCGAAAAGAAAUUGUCCCAAGAGACGAGUUCCAGGGCUCAUGCCAAAAGCUCAACAAGAGACCAGAAAAGUAGACAUAUUGCUGAUGCUGCCGGUGUUAAUGGUCUCGACAGCGAUGAAGAUGGUUUUCAGAAAUCAUUGACACCAGACGAGGAAGAAGACAGCGAGAUGGAUAGAGAUGGCGGUCAAUUAGGCGGUAAUCGAGAAGAGACAAACUCGUCAACGUCCGACGAUGGAACUUUUUUUUCUGACACAUCACUCCUUGAGGAUUCAGAAAUCUCUGAACUGGAGCAAAUUGAAUAUGAUCGAAAGGUAGACGAGUACCUUGACUUCUUUGACCGAAAAUCCAGCAAACAAGCGGAAGCAGAGCUGCGAGCAUUGUUUAGGGAAAACGGCUUUCAGUUCAAUGUGAAUACAGAGGAAGAUGCAUCAGAGCCACCGCCAGUACCGACUAAGCAAACACUUCGAGAGCAUGCGAUUAUUGACUGGAGAACGGACCUAGUCUAUCGGACUGAAUGGGGGUCAAAUGGAACAGAUCUUCGCAUGGAUGGCCAACAAGUUCAAAAUAAACAGAGGAAAAGAAGACGCAUUGAGUAG
Messenger RNA from Talaromyces atroroseus, 1896 nucleotides. RefSeq lists its product as hypothetical. Gene Ontology annotation, biological process: transcription initiation at RNA polymerase I promoter; nucleolar large rRNA transcription by RNA polymerase I. Gene Ontology annotation, cellular component: RNA polymerase I upstream activating factor complex. Gene Ontology annotation, molecular function: rDNA binding; RNA polymerase I general transcription initiation factor activity. The coding region runs from base 1 to 1896 and encodes 631 amino acids. The record is from RefSeq and is a predicted model, not a curated record. The transcript has a single exon. NCBI's taxonomy places the organism in Eukaryota, Fungi, Ascomycota, Eurotiomycetes, Eurotiales, Trichocomaceae.